This is a messenger RNA of Momordica charantia (bitter melon), 950 nucleotides long. RefSeq names its product ferredoxin/thioredoxin reductase subunit A (variable subunit) 2 (gene FTRA2). The record is from RefSeq and is a predicted model, not a curated record. NCBI's taxonomy places the organism in Eukaryota, Viridiplantae, Streptophyta, Magnoliopsida, Cucurbitales, Cucurbitaceae. Gene Ontology annotation, biological process: photosynthesis.
AAUUAAAGGGAAAGAGGAAAUUUUCUGUAAGUAUUAAAAUUCUCAAAAAAAACAUUUCCAUCUUCGGCGAAGCAUCCUCCGGCGACUCAAGAAAUGAUUAAUAUCGCGAGCAGUAUCGGCGUGAUAUCCCCGUCGGCGCCGGCGCCGGCGGCCGCUCGUCCCGCCUGUUCUAUGCCGGUAUUCUCAAGUGCUGAUACCAAAUCGUCCUAUUCCUUGUCCACUGUUUCUUUGUCGUCAGUUGUUGUUAAUCCUUUCAACUGCUCGAUCAGAAGAGGGAGAAGAAUCUGUAGCGAGGUUACAGUCAGAUCAGAUUCCGGAACUUCGUCUUCAGCUACGGCUGUUUCGGCGGCGACGACGUCGUUGUCGGCGGAGGAGACGGACGAAGCGGCCGCCGCUAGAAUUGGAGCCAGAGUUAGGGUUACGGUGCCAUUGAAGGUUUAUCAUGUAGCUAAGUUACCGGAGGUGGAUAUUAAUGGGAUGGAAGGAGUGGUGAAGGACUACGUGCGCGUUUGGAAGGGGAAGCGCGUGUCUGCUAAUCUUCCGUAUAAGGUGGAGUUUGUUGUUCCGGUUGAAGGCCGUCCGCCGGUGAAGUUCUUAGCGCAUCUCAGGGAGGAAGAAUUUGAAUACAUUUAAUCAGGCUUGUCAUUACUGAUCUUCUUCAUUCUAUUGAAUCAUCAGACCAAGGCAAUUACUGUUUUCCCGAUCUCAGUAUUAAUACCAAGCUCCCUUGUGCAGUAUUAUUAUCAACCUUUUUAAGGUCUGCUCUUCUUCUAUUUACAUCAUUUACUCUUACCUUUGUAAUGUAGAGAAUUGCUCGAGGGUUUUUCUUUUGAGCUAAUUAACUUUCUCGAUUAUCGAUGUGGCUCUGUAUAAUAAACGAAUCAAGAGAGGUAAAUUUAGUCAUCUAAUACAUGUCGAAUCAGAAGAUUCCAAAAUUGGUUACUCUUCCA